Molecule: messenger RNA, 2316 nt
Organism: Poeciliopsis prolifica (blackstripe livebearer)
Lineage: Eukaryota; Metazoa; Chordata; Actinopteri; Cyprinodontiformes; Poeciliidae
Gene: cbx7a
Product: chromobox homolog 7a
Exons: 6
Coding region: 213-1289 (358 amino acids)
Biological process (GO): negative regulation of transcription by RNA polymerase II
Cellular component (GO): PRC1 complex
Source: RefSeq, a predicted model, not a curated record
AAAAAGUGAGGCAGGAGAGGAGAGCGGCUGGAGUUUCGUAGCGAGGAGAGGCGCAGGAGCUCAGCUGCAGAAAAAAACAACAACAACACGACAACAACUCGGAGGGAGAAACACUUCGCGCUCUGUUAUUUCAUCGUUAUUAUUAUUAUUAUCAUCCUCCUUCCCCUCCGCCUAAACUACUUUUAUUUCCGCGCGUCGGGAAGUAAACAAGCAUGGAGCUGUCAUCUAUCGGAGAGCAAGUGUUCGCUGUCGAGUCCAUCACCAAGAAGAGAAUCAGGAAGGGAAACGUGGAGUAUCUACUGAAAUGGCAGGGAUGGCCUCCAGAGUACAGCACUUGGGAGCCGGAGGACAACAUUUUGGACCCGCUCUUGGUCCUGGCUUACGAAGAGAAUCAGGAGAAGCUCAGGUCUCUGAGCUUUCGGAAGAAAGGCCUCAGGCCCAGGAAGCUGGUGCUGCGGAACAUUUUCGGCAUGGACCUCCGGAGCGCCCACAAGGACGACGAGAAGCCGCCGCCGCGCCUGCGCCUGUCCCUCACCAGGUCCAUGAGCACGGACGUGGAGCAGGCGUGCCGGCGCCGCGUCCGGAGGAGGAACAGGCAGCGAGUGACCAAAGCCUUCCCCAAGCUCUCGUCCAGCAAGCCGAUCCAUGAGCAGAAGAUGAAAGUGGAGCCGGUGGAGAAGGACUGGGGCGGCACCAGUGAGGAGGACAAGCCCGGGUGUGAGAGCGCCACUGAGGAGAGAUGUGAAGACAGCUUGUACGGUCAGUCAGAGUGCAGCUCUCCUCCGUUCUUAGAGGAGCAAGACAUGGACAUAGAGGUGGAGGAAAAGGCUGCCAGCCCAGACAUGUGGACAGACGAAGCGGACGUAGAGAUCUUUGAAACCAGCCAGAGAGACACAAAUUCACACGACAAAUCUGAGGACAACACCUCGGCGCCUGAGGCCAAACCAGAAGUCGUGGUUUCCCCAAGCGGCAGGUCAGACUGGGUGGAGGAGGAAGGCGCGGAAGCCUUCUCGGAGAGUCCAACCGUGGAGAAAAAGCACGCGACCUCAGUGAUAGUGAGGGUCCCGGGAUGCGGCAAGACGACGGGCGACUCCGUCCCCUCCGACUCCGAGCCGAAGGCAGACGAAGCGAGGAGCGACAACCGGAGCGUGAUUGUGACGCCGUCGGGCCGCCCGAAGGCUUCCUUGGAAGCGCCCGGGAAAGUGAUCGUGACGAACGUGACUGUAAACUGCCUGACGGUGACUUUCAAAGAGGCGAGCUGCAGCGAGGGCUUCUUCAACGGCUGCUGAACGGCGAGAGGGGAACACGGAGAGAGGGAUCAGCAUAAUCAUAGUUAGACCUGGCGCUCAUGGUGAAGUAAAUACCGCAAGCAAAUAGUGUCUGUAAGGUCAUUCCACAUGAUUUUAUGAGUUCAGUAAGACAUCAUUGCCUUGGAAUAAAAGUGAGUGGUGAUUUUAUUAUUAUAGUGGCUCAUUUAUUAGGUGUGACAGGAAACGGUGCACUGCAGGCCAGCCGAUUUGUCGGUGGCAGAGGUCAUUCUUGCAGCAGCUUGGUUCACCCUCCUGCAGGAAAGUGCGUCCGAAAACAACCGUUUACAGAACAACUCUGAUGCAGCUACCGUUCCAGUUGUCCUCAGUGCUUUCCAGCAGGACGCAGGUUCCCACCGCAACCUGCUUCCAGUCGACUUUUUUUAAAAGAAGAAAAAGUAAAACGAUGUUUUGUUGUUGUUUCUUUUCUUUUUGUAAAUGUCGCUCACUAUCUCUCGCACAGAGCUACCCGCAUGGCCCCGUCAGUCUGUGCCACACGCGCAUCGCGGCUCUCUGCCGCGCUUUCGUCGGAGGGGUUUGUUUCCGUAACAAAAGAGAGAUCCAAACGCAGACGGCGCCGCGCGUCCGAGGAGGGGGAGGGGGGUGGAAUGGACGAACGACAAGGAAACGCGCGGCCGCGUUUGCUGUCUUUUCGUCCCUUGACUUUCCAAGUAUGAAAAUGCUGCCUGGGUCUAUUUUUGUAUUACCAAUUGAUAGUCCGCUCCUUUCACCGGCUUUUGUGCUCAUCAAAAGAGGAGGCGUCGAUCCAAGACGCCGCUUCUGAGUAGGUAAUGUGCAAACGGAGGCAAAUGUACUUUCGAGUCAAACUGUAGCGAGCUCUUAUUUAUUGCAUGUCACUUGUAUAAACUGCACUAAUUUAUGUCUCUUGAUGUGUCUGAAUCUGUCCCUCUCUAACAAAGAUGGAUUAUCAAACAUGUCUUCUCUAUGUCACAAAAAAAAAAAAAGAUUUCUAUUGGACUGCAUUUUCAAUAAAUGUGUAUGAAAAUAA